AUGUCUUCUUUACCUACAAUAACACCGACACCACCACUUUCUGUUCCUGUCACAAAUUCCUUUUCACUAACGAUUGCUGAUAUUAAUUCUUAUCGUAAAAAUGGUUAUCAUAUUAUACCUAAUCUUCUUUCUCCUUCUCAACUUGAACAAUGGCGAACAAUCGCAUUUAGUGCAGUAAACGAUCGAGCCGAGAGAAAUGGAAAACUUAUUGGAAAAAUUGCUGCUGAAUUAGAAGGUAUUGAUCUUAUUAGAAUUUGGCAUGAUCAAGCCUUAAUUAAAGAAUCAUUUGCAAAUCCUACCGCCUGGCAUCUUGAUGUUCCAUAUUGGUCGUUCACUUCUUUACACGCCAUAAGUGUUUGGAUAGCAUUAGAUGAUGCAACAUUGGAAAAUGGUUGCUUGUAUUUUAUGCCUGGAUCACAUAAAGUUACAGAACGUCGUUAUUAUGCAGCGAAUAAUGCUUUUAUGGAAAUAAAGGUUGGUAAAAACCUUUCUGAUGUAUUUAUUACUUAUCCUGAGCUAAAACAAUGGCAAACAGUAGCUGUGCCUAUGAAAGCAGGCAAUGCUUCGUUUCAUAGCGAUCAUUUAAUUCAUAGUGCCGGUGCUAACAUGACUCCAGGAAGACGAGCUGCAAUGACUAUUCAAAUGAUGCCGGAUAAUAUGACUUUUAAUGGCACACAAAAUAGUUUAACGAAAAAACAAAUGGACGAAUUACAAAUAGGUGUAUCUGUUUUUAAUGAUGAUAAUCUUAAUCCAAUAUUGUACAAAAAAAAUUAA
Molecule: messenger RNA, 774 nt
Organism: Rotaria sp. Silwood2
Lineage: Eukaryota; Metazoa; Rotifera; Eurotatoria; Philodinida; Philodinidae
Source: the annotation of a GenBank genome assembly